AUGGGAGUUUCAAUGGGAAUAUUUUUUCAUGGAAAAUAUAGUGUAGCAACUGAGACAACUCAAUGUGGAGUACCAGAAGUAUUAAUUGGACUUGCUCCAGGUUUUGGUGCAAGUAAUUUGUUUCAAAAAAAAUUAAAAGGUCAGCUUGGAUUAUAUUUAAGUCUUACUGGUCGUAGUUUGAAAGGUGUUGAUGUCAAACUUACUGGUAUUGCAACGCAUUACGUGUCAUCAUCGAAACUGCCAGAAGUUACUAAAGCUUUACUUGCACCUGGUGAUGGAGAUGUCAAAAAAAUUCUUGAUGAAUACGAUGAACAAGAUCCUCAUGCAGAAUCAUGUUUGUCUAAGUAUACAAAACAGUUGGAUGAAUGUUUUUCUGGUGAUAGUGUUGAAGAUAUUAUUCAAAGACUAAAGAACGAUUAUAGUGAAUGGUCUAAAGGUGUCUUGAAAAUACUAGAUAAAAUAUCUCCAACAUCUCUCAAAGUAACAAAAAAAGCUUUUGAAAAAGGAAAAGAACUUGGUUUAGUUGACAGUUUAAAAAUGGAAUUUAUUGUAGCUCAAAAUAUAAUAAUUAAAAAAUCAGAUUUUGAAGAAAGUGUACGUGCUCAGAUAAUUGAUAAAGAUUACAAACCAAACUGGAAUCCACCAACACUUGACCAAGUCUCAGAUAAAUAUGUAGAAAGUAAAUUUAUACGUUCAUCUGAGAACCAACCAAUGAUUAAUUUCGACAAUCUUCGGAUAAAUAAUUGA
Aphidius gifuensis is the source of this 747-nucleotide messenger RNA. RefSeq names its product 3-hydroxyisobutyryl-CoA hydrolase, mitochondrial-like. Gene Ontology annotation, cellular component: mitochondrion. Lineage: Eukaryota; Metazoa; Arthropoda; Insecta; Hymenoptera; Braconidae. Bases 1 to 747 code for a protein of 248 amino acids. Gene Ontology annotation, molecular function: 3-hydroxyisobutyryl-CoA hydrolase activity. Gene Ontology annotation, biological process: L-valine catabolic process. The transcript has 2 exons. The record is from RefSeq and is a predicted model, not a curated record.